This is a messenger RNA of Alternaria incomplexa, 882 nucleotides long. RefSeq lists its product as uncharacterized. NCBI's taxonomy places the organism in Eukaryota, Fungi, Ascomycota, Dothideomycetes, Pleosporales, Pleosporaceae. The transcript is spliced from 2 exons. The coding region runs from base 1 to 882 and encodes 293 amino acids. The record is from RefSeq and is a predicted model, not a curated record. Gene Ontology annotation, cellular component: membrane.
AUGGCGUCUCACGACAUCAUUCCUAGAGGCGAAGCCGACUUCGAUCUUUACCCUUACACGCCCUCAGCAGGCGCCGGCUACACGUUUCUCAUACUAUUCGCGAUCGGCGGGUUGACGCAUCUCAUCAUGCUCAUUCCAUUACGAAGUUGGUUCUUCAUUCCAUUCGUUCUGGGCUGCGUAGGCGAAGCAGCAGGCUACUACGGUCGCGCCUGGUCGUCAAAGAAUAUCCGACAAGGCAGCCCUUAUCUCCUUCAACUCAUGCUUAUCCUCGCGGCCGCACCACUUCUCGCAGCCACCAUCUACAUGACGCUCGGUCGUCUUGUUCGCGCUCUCGAUGCUACGCACCACGCUGUAAUGAGCCCGCGCUGGACUACGAAGAUAUACGUCAUCAUCGAUAUCGGAUCCUUCGUAUGUCAGAUCAUGGGGUCGGCGAUGCAAGCUUCCGGUGACCCAGACGGAGUGAAGACUGGAACCACCGUUGUCAUCGCAGGAUUGGGUACGCAAUUGGUUGCUUUCGGCUUCUUCAUCCUAAUGGCGGUGGUGUUUCAUCGGAGGUUGAAUAACGAGCCCACUAGCACGUCACGGCGAACACAUGUCAAGUGGCGCCGCUACAUGUGGGCUUUGUACAGUGUCAGUGUGCUUAUCGUUGUGCGGAGCAUUUUCCGGUUGGCGGAGUUUAUUGAAGGGCCAGAGAGCAAGGUGUAUCAGACAGAGGCGUACUUGUAUGUCUUCGAUGCGGCGCUCAUGUUCGCCGUGGUGGUUAUCAUGGCGGUCUUUCAUCCGGGGUUUCUGUUCAGAGUCGUCAGAAAAGCUGAGUUGAUGCCACUUAGUGAUGACGAGGGGAAUGGUAGCUAUUUACUACGCGGAGAUGGUCCAAGGUAG